Molecule: messenger RNA, 1491 nt
Organism: Clonostachys byssicola
Lineage: Eukaryota; Fungi; Ascomycota; Sordariomycetes; Hypocreales; Bionectriaceae
Source: the annotation of a GenBank genome assembly
AUGGCUAACAACCAAGACGUCUCGACUCAGCUCUCCAACCUCAAAGAUGACAAGGCCUCCGUCACCUCGCAGGCAGUCGGAACUACCUUCGUCCUGAGCGCCCACGAACAACAUAUUCGAGACGAAUAUGCCAAGUUCUCUCCCGAGGAAGCUCGAGAUAUAGAGAAGAAGCUCAAGCUGAAGCUUGACCUGAGGCUGUUUCCUACGCUGAUGAUCAUGUACAUUCUAAACUACAUCGAUCGAAAUGCCUUGCCAAUUGCGAAACUUGCCGGAAUUCAGCAGGAGCUUGGGCUGUCUUCGACGGAAUAUAGCACAUGCUUGUCUAUUCUCUUCGUCGGAUACCUUCUCACGCAGGUCCCUAGCAAUCUCUUUCUGUCGCAAGUCCCUCCUUCUAUUUAUCUGCCCAGCGCCAUGGCUGUGUGGGGCGUCGUGUCCGGUUGUACAGCCUUAGCCCAUAGCUACGGCGGUCUUGUUGCCGUCAGAUUCAUUCUCGGAUUUUGCGAGGCGCCUUUCUUCCCUGGAGCCGUAUAUCUGUGCUCGUCUUGGUACAAGAGCAAUGAGUUGAGCUUGCGUGUGGCAUUGCUGUUUGGAGGAAGCAUGCUCUCCGGGUCUUUCGGGAGCUUGAUGGCAAUUGGCAUCACGGAGCGUAUGGAUAACGUUGCCAAUAUAUCUUCUUGGAGAUGGCUUUUUAUCAUCGAAGGUGCCCUUACUGUCGCCGUUGCUGGAAUCUGCUACUUCACACUUCCAAACUAUCCUCACAAUACACGGCAUGUAAACUCUCAGCACCGACUUUUGGAAGAUCUGGGCAACAGUUCUGAUAAAACUUCAAUGAGAACUGGGUUCAAGCUGAUGAUCAAGGAUCCCAAGGUGGGAAUUCUAACACUGAACCAUCUUCUGAUCACCAUCUGUGCCUCCUUUACCAACUUCUUCCCAACUAUCAUGGCAACUCUUGGGUUUCAGAGAAAAAUCACGUAUGCACUUCUCUCGGUCCCAUACCUGAGCGGUUUCUGCAUCGUUCUGCUUACCUGCUGGUAUGCAGACCGCAUCAAGAAGCGCACAUGGCCAAUCGUCAUAAACUUGGCUGUCUGCAUUGUCGGUCUAGCCAUCAUGGGAGGCACCCUGGCAGUCCCCGCACGCAUCAUCGCAAGCAUUCUCAUGAUCUCGGGUAUCACGAGCGCGUCAAACAUGAACCUUGCGUGGAUCGGCAGUUCCAUCCCAGCGCCGGCACCAAAGAGAGCGGCUUCUAUUGCCUGUGUCAACAUGGUGGGCAACGUAGGCAAUGUUAUCGGCGGCUACCUCUUCCCAGACAGCCAGGCCCAGCGCUACCCUAUGGCCAUUGGAGUCGAGGGAGGUGCUGCUAUCCUUGCCAUUGGCGGAGUUGUCUUUUUCUGGUGGUAUCUGAAGAAGCAGAAUGAGAAGCUGGCUUCAGGAGAAGAAAAUGCCCACAAGGCUGUUGGAAUUUCUGAUAGAGAUUUCAGAUAUGUCAUUUAA